Molecule: messenger RNA, 1299 nt
Organism: Phialemonium atrogriseum
Lineage: Eukaryota; Fungi; Ascomycota; Sordariomycetes; Cephalothecales; Cephalothecaceae
Product: Prephenate dehydrogenase
Exons: 5
Coding region: 1-1299 (432 amino acids)
Biological process (GO): L-tyrosine biosynthetic process
Molecular function (GO): prephenate dehydrogenase (NAD+) activity; NAD+ binding; prephenate dehydrogenase (NADP+) activity
Source: RefSeq, a predicted model, not a curated record
AUGGAGGGCUUCGUCGUGGGCCUCAUAGGCAUGGGCGACAUGGGCAAGAUGUAUGCUCGGAGGCUCAGCAAAGCCGGCUGGAGUAUCAUGGCUUGCGACACAGAAGAGAAGUACGGUGCCUUACAGGAGGAAUUCGCGGGCAAUAAUAAAGUACAAAUUCUCCGCAACGGACACUUGGUCUCUCGAGCCAGCGACUAUAUCAUUUACAGUGUUGAAGCAGCCGCUAUCGGCCGUGUGGUCGCCCAAUAUGGUCCCUCAACGAAGCAGAACGCGAUCGUAGGUGGCCAGACGUCGUGCAAGGACCCCGAGAUCAAGGCAUUCGAAGAACACCUACCUAGUGACGUGGAUAUUGUCUCGUGUCACUCUCUUCAUGGACCCAACGUUGAUAGUCGUGACCAACCGCUGGUCCUCAUCAAGCACCGAGCGUCGGACGAGUCCUUCACCAAGGUCGAAACGGUGCUCCGGUGCCUCAACUCCAAACACGUGUACCUGACGGCGGCGGAGCACGACCGCAUCACGGCCGACACGCAGGCGGUGACGCACGCGGCGUUCCUGUCCAUGGGCAAGGCGUGGCACGCCAACCGGCAGUUCCCCUGGGAAGGGUCGCGGUACGUGGGCGGGAUCGAGAACGUCAAGAUCAACCUGAUGCUGCGCAUCUACUCGCAGAAGUGGCACGUGUACGCCGGGCUCGCCAUCCUCAACCCCGAGGCCCACCGGCAGAUCAACCAGUUCGCCCGCAGCACGACGGAGCUCUAUUACCUGAUGCUGGAGGGCCGGGCGGACGAGCUGCGCGCCCGCGUCUACGGCGCCAAGGAGAAGGUCUUCGGCGGCGCGGGGGCCGCCGCCAAGUGGGGUGACCGCCCCCUGCUGCGGGGCGGGGUGCUCGACCAGUUCAGCCUGGGCCGGCGCGCCGACGACGCGCCGCAGCCCAACAACCACCUCAGCCUGCUGGCCAUGGUGGACUGCUGGAGCGCGCUGGGCAUUGUGCCCUACGACCACAUGAUCUGCUCGACCCCGCUGUUCCGCCUCUGGCUCGGCGUCGCCGAGCACCUGUUCCGCACGCCGGGCCUGCUCGACGAGUGCCUCCGCGUCGGCAUCGGCGACAACACCUUCCGCCGCGACGACCUGCAGUUCACCAUCGCCGCAUGCGGCUGGGCCGAGUGCGUCUCUCUCCGCCAGUUCGAGACGUGGCGCCAGCGCUUCGCCGUCACGCAGGAGUUCUUUGAGCCGCGAUUUGCUGGGGCCAUCGAGAUGGGCAAUAACAUGAUCAAGGCGGUGCUGGAGAGCUCGGAGGACUGA